UGCUGCGAGACAAACUCUUGGAGAAUCAGACUGAGGCAGACUUUGCUGCUUCUGCAGGACCCAAGGCACUUGCAACACAUCACCUGGAUGUGUUGUCUCGCCAGAUGUGCCCGUAUCUGCGACAUUUUGUGGUUUUCUCCAGUUUUUCAUGUGGACGUGGUAAUGUGGGACAAACCUGCUAUGGCAUGAACAACUCCAUUACAGAGCGCAUCUGUGAGGCCCGUGUCCGAGAUGGAUUGCCAGGUCUUGCCGUACAGUGGGGCCCUGUGGGAGAUGUGGGCAUGCUUGCAGAGGUGCACGAGGAACAUCAAAACAUUCAGUUGUGGGGCACCGUAGUGCAGAGGAUUGCAUCAUGUCUGGAGGUGUUCAACAGAUUCAUGAGGCAAUUGUGUCCUGUAGUGGCAAGCAUGGUUGUGGCUGAAAAACGUGCAGGAAGUGAUGGACCUGGAAAUGUGCUGGAGUGUGUCAGCACCAUCAUGGGUAUCCAUGACCUGGACACCAUUAGCCCAAAUUCCACAUUGACAGAGUUAGGGAUGGACUCCAUGAUAGCUGUAGAGAUUAGGCAGUCCCUUGAACAGGAGUUUCAAUGUUGUGAGAAGAACAUGGAUGUACAUGUGACUGGAAUCCAUGUGACAAUGCUGCCACUGUUAUCAACAGGCAAUUGA
Zootermopsis nevadensis is the source of this 665-nucleotide messenger RNA. The record is from RefSeq and is a predicted model, not a curated record. Lineage: Eukaryota; Metazoa; Arthropoda; Insecta; Blattodea; Termopsidae.